Messenger RNA from Vidua chalybeata, 1230 nucleotides. It is a transcript of the gene USP50, whose product is annotated as ubiquitin specific peptidase 50. The coding region runs from base 184 to 1230 and encodes 348 amino acids. Lineage: Eukaryota; Metazoa; Chordata; Aves; Passeriformes; Viduidae. The transcript has 8 exons. Gene Ontology annotation, biological process: protein K48-linked deubiquitination; Ras protein signal transduction; protein K63-linked deubiquitination. Gene Ontology annotation, molecular function: cysteine-type deubiquitinase activity. The record is from RefSeq and is a predicted model, not a curated record. Gene Ontology annotation, cellular component: extrinsic component of endosome membrane; dendritic spine; postsynaptic density.
AACACGGGACUGAACACACAGGGCACUGCUCGUCUUUGCUCUACAGAGAUUGCUGUGGUUUUAGAAUUCUCUGCCCUGCCUCAGAAUAGAACAUCAGCCUCUAGGAAAGAACAGCAAAUCGGAACAUUUUAUAGCAAAAAUCUGAAGAACGACCUGUUUAUAGUAGCAUCUGGACUGCAACCUAUGGUUUUAGAAAACAGUAGGUGGAAGGAUGGCACGGAAAUGGAAGUAUUCCCCCAAGGAACAGCUGGAGGAUAUGAGCAGCCUGCACCCGGGGCUCACAGGGCUGCAGAACCUGGAGAACACGUGCUACAUGAACGCAGUGCUGCAGUGCCUCUGCAGCCUGACCCCGCUCGUGCAGUAUUUCCUCUCAGGAAAGUGGAACACAGCCCUGCACGAAUUGGAGAGUCUGCGACUGCCUUUGGCUGUUUGAUGUCUGACAUGUGGCUUGGAGAGUUUGACUAUGUUUCCCCUGAGGCUUUUCAUUCUGUCUUCGGGAAGCGGUACCCAGCUUUUAGCAGGAGGACUCAGCAUGAUGCACAGGAGUUCCUCAUCUGUGUGCUGGAUGACCUCCACGAGGCUUUCAAGGAGCCAAGCCAAGAAAGACAGAGCCCUGCUGUGGGAGCAAGCACAAGGAGUAGCAGUGGCACAUCUAUUAUAACACACUUAUUUGAGGGACAGCUCAGUUAUGGUAUCAGGUGUCUGACAUGCAAAGCCCUCAGUGACAGACCCGAGAACUUCACCGUCCUCUCCCUGCCCAUCCCUUCCACCAGAGUGUGCUCUCUGCAGGACUGCCUGGAAUGCUUUUUUCAGCCAGACACACUGACUCGGAACAACCAAAUCCAUUGCUACUGGUGCGGAAGCAACCAAGAUGCAACAGUAAAGGCCUCCAUAACCAAGGCACCACAGAUCAUAAUUUUUCAUCUAAAGAGGUUUGCCUGGCAGGACAAGCACAGAAUAAAACUCUCAACCACUGUCUGCUAUCCAUUCAGCAAUCUGGAUCUCUCUCCUUACAUCUCCACAUCGUGUCCCAACAGUACAGAGUACAGCUUAUGUGCUGUAGUGAACCACGCUGGAGAUCUGGAUUAUGGCCACUACACGGCCUUCUGCAAGCACUCAGUCACCAAACACUGGUACAGCUUUGAUGAUGCCCAGGUCACCAAGAUCCCAGACUCUGCAGUGCAGGCUGACACAGCUUACCUCCUCUUUUACAUCUCCCAAGGCUACUGA